AUGGCUGAGACGGAGGUCGAAGGCCGAGACGAGGAGGAGACCCAUUCAUCGUCGUUGUCGUCGCGGCCGUUGCCGUUCCACAGGCUUCUCAGCUACGCCGACGCAGUAGACUGGGCGCUGAUGGGGUUGGGAUCCGUGGGCGCUGUCGUUCAUGGCAUGGCUCAGCCCAUUGGCUAUCUCCUGCUCGGCAAAGCACUCGAAGCAUUUGGGAGCAACGUAGGUGACCAAACCGCCAUGGUUGAAGCGCUGAAGAAGGUGAUUCCGUAUGUGUGGUACAUGGCGGCUGCUACGCUUCCUGCAGGAAUGCUCGAGAUCUCAUGUUGGAUGUAUACCAGCGAGCGACAAGUAGCACGGUUGAGGUUGGCGUUUCUCAGAGCAGUUCUUCACCAGGAUAUCGAAGCCUUUGACACAGAGUUAACCACCGCUAAGGUCAUGGCAGGAGCAACACACCACAUGAGCACCAUACAGGACGCCAUUGGAGAGAAGUUGGGUCACUUCAUCUCCUGCUUCGCCACUUACUUUGCUGGUGUUGUGAUCGCCAUUGUUUGCUGUUGGGAAGUAGCUUUGCUCUCUUUGAUGGUGCUGCCCAUGAUCCUGGCCAUCGGAGCUACAUACACAAGAAAGAUGGAGAGUCUAUCGGCGUUGCGGAUGGCGUACUUGUCUGAGGCAACAUCAGUCGUAGAACAGACCUUAUCCCACAUCAAGACCGUGUUCUCUUUCGUUGGAGAGAGCUCCUCGUUGAAGUCCUUCACUCGGAACGUGAAGCAGCAGUACGCCAUGAGCAAAAAAGAAGCUGCAAUUAAGGGGCUGGGGUUGGGCUUGUUUCAGACCGUCACGUUCUGUUCUUGGGCUCUGGUUGUGUGGGUAGGCGCCGUCGUCGUGACCGCAGGAAGAGCAAACGGAGGCGAGACCUUGGCAGCUAUAAUGAGCAUCCUCUUUGGAGCCAUAUCGAUCACCUAUGCCGCACCAGACUUGCAGAUCUUUAACCAGGCAAAAGCUGCAGGAAGCGAGGUCUUCAAGGUGAUCGAAAGAAAGCCAAGGAUAAGUUACGAGACAAAAGGAGAAAAGCUAGAGAAGAUUGUCGGAGGAAUCGAGAUUAAUGGGGUGUCAUUUGCUUACCCAUCUCGUCAGGAUAAGCUUGUUCUGCAAGGCUUCUCAUUGUCCAUACCAGCAGGCAAAGUGUUUGCGUUGGUAGGUAGCAGUGGCUGCGGGAAGAGCACUCUCCUCUCCCUUGUCCAAAGGUUCUACGAUCCAAUUUCAGGUGGGAUUUCCAUUGAUGGCCACAGCAUCAAGGACCUGGAUCUUGAGUUCCUCAGGAGAAACGUAGCAGCUGUGCCACAGGAACCAUCGCUGUUUUCAGGCACAAUUAAGGAUAACUUGAAGGUUGGGAACUCGGAAGCAACCGAUGAAGAGAUACUGAAAGCAGCAUCAGCAGCCAAUGCAGACUCAUUCAUAUCUCUGCUUCCUGACAAAUACUCAACCUGGCGAGAGCUGACAGAAUCGAUUCAGGUAGGAGAGAGGCAAGUGCAACUCUCAGGUGGCCAGAAGCAAAGAAUAGCUAUUGCACGAGCAAUUCUGAAAGAUUCUCCCAUUCUUCUUCUUGACGAGCCAACGAGUGCGCUUGAUUCAGAGUCAGAAAAGCUGGUUCAAGAAGCCUUGGAGAAAGUGAUGCAAAGAAGAACCGUCAUCAUCGUCGCCCACAGAGCAUCGACUGUGACCAAUGCAGACACCAUUGUUGUCGUUGAAGAAGGAAGAGUGGCACAAAGUGGAAGUCACAGUGACUUGCUAGUAAGCAGCACCUUCUAUAAUAACCUGUUUCACAUGCAUUACAUGAAUCCAGAGAUGGGAGAGACCCAAUCAAGGAAUACCACAACAGAGAUCAUUCAACACACACCAGCUUCUGAAGAACUCAAGGAACCAAAGAACCAGCCAAGUGAUCCUCCCAUAGGACGAACGCAAACCUCAAAGAGCAGAACUGCUAAUUUCUCUAGAAUAUGGUUUAGGCUGAACAAGUUUGAGCUUGCAAAGACUGCUUUGGGCUCUCUUGCAGCAGCUGUCGCUGGUGUUUCGAAGCCAUUGUUCGGGUUCUUUAUCAUGACAAUUGGAGUAGCAUAUUACAAGAAGGACGCAAGGGAGACGGUAGGGAAGUACUCGAUAAUUUUCUGCGUCGUCGGUGUUCUUGCACUGGUUGCUCAUACAUUGCAACACUAUCACUAUGGUGUGGUUGGGGAGAAAGCCAUGGGAAACCUCAGAGAAGCCCUUUUCUCAGCUGUUCUUCGUAACGAAGUAGCUUGGUUUGAGAAGCCUGAGAACGGUGUGGGACUGCUUGCAACACGCAUUGUUAGUGACACUUGCGUGAUCAAAACCAUCAUAUCAGAUCGAAUGUCUGUCAUCGUGCAAUGCAUCUCUUCGAUUCUUAUAGCGACAACCGUAAGCAUGAUCGUGAACUGGAGAAUGGGGCUGGUCGCCUGGGCUCUCAUGCCCUGUCACUUCAUCGGCGGCCUGAUACAAUCCAAAUCAGCCAAAGGUUUCUCCGGUGACUCUGCUUUGGCUCACCAACAACUCGCUGUUCUUGCAUCGGAAUCCGCGAGCAACAUCAGAACCGUGGCCGCCUUCGUCCACGAAGAGCAAAUGAUUACGAAGGCCAAACUUUCGUUGGAGGAGCCAAUGAGGAUUGGCAGGUUGCAGAGCAUCAAGUACGGGAUGAUUCAAGGCACGUCGCUGUUUCUUUGGAAUGUUGCACACGCAGUUGCCUUGUGGUACACCACAAUUCUGGUCGAUAAGAAUCAAUCCAGCUUCGAGGAUGGUAUAAGGUCGUACCAGAUCUUCUCGCUCACAGUUCCUUCCAUCACUGAGCUGUGGACUCUGAUACCGACAGUCGUUUCCGCCAUCAGCAUACUGAAGCCUGCAUUCGACAUCCUUGAUCGGGAAACUCGAAUCCUACCAGAUGUUCCAGAUGAAGUGAACUCUGAGAGAAUAUUAGGCGGAAUCGAAUUCGAGUGCAUCAGGUUUUCCUACCCAUCCCGUCCCCAAGUGGUCGUACUCGAUAGCUUCGUCUUAACGGUUGAAGCUGGAUCAUCUGUGGCGCUUGUUGGGCCUAGCGGAGCAGGGAAGUCCUCUGUUUUGGCACUCCUCAUGAGGUUCUACGAUCCUGCCCAAGGAAGAAUUCUGAUCGAUAGGAAGGACAUAAGAGAAUACAACCUGCGUUGGUUGAGGCAGCAGAUAGGUUUUGUGCAGCAAGAACCACUUCUCUUCAGCUCCACCAUAAGAGAGAACAUCUGCUACGGGAACGAAGGUGCGUCAGAGGCCGAGACCGUAGAGGCUGCAACGGAAGCAAACAUCCAUGAGUUCAUAAGCAGCUUGCCGGAUGGAUACGACACCAUGGUGGGGGAGAAAGGCUGCCAAGUAUCGGGUGGACAGAAGCAGCGGAUCGCCAUAGCGAGAACUCUGCUAAAAAGGCCGGUGAUUCUGCUGCUGGAUGAAGCCACCAGCGCACUGGAUGCUGAAACUGAGAGAACCAUCAUGCGAGCUUUGGGAUCGAGCAAGUGGAGGAGACGAGAAGACACUUCAUGCGGAAUCACCAGAGUGACAGUUGCUCAUAGGCUUUCUACGGUGAUCAGUUCAGAUACCAUUGUGGUGAUGGAGAAGGGUAAGGUGGUUGAGAUGGGUAGCCAUUCCACAUUGAUUGGAGAAGCUGAUGGUGUUUAUUCGAAGCUUUUCCAUCUCCAGAACCAGUAGAAUUGACCAACUUCCAUUGACAUACCAAAAGAAUACAUAGGAAAAGAAACUUUCAUCAACGUUCCCUCUCGGGGAUUGUGAUGAUUUUAAUUGAGUCUUUUCUCCCUUUCUCCUCAUGAGU
Molecule: messenger RNA, 3859 nt
Organism: Musa acuminata AAA Group (dessert banana)
Lineage: Eukaryota; Viridiplantae; Streptophyta; Magnoliopsida; Zingiberales; Musaceae
Product: ABC transporter B family member 10-like
Exons: 10
Coding region: 1-3738 (1245 amino acids)
Biological process (GO): transmembrane transport
Cellular component (GO): membrane
Molecular function (GO): ATP binding; ABC-type oligopeptide transporter activity; ATP hydrolysis activity
Source: RefSeq, a predicted model, not a curated record